AUGAUCAUGGAUACUAUAUCAGACGCUAUCAAACUGUGCCAGAUCGCUCUGGCUGCGAAGAAGGUCCAGAGCAUCAACUACGGCAAGCCGAGGCCGACGCAGGUCACUCUGUUCUGGCAUCUGGUGGUGCUCUCCCGGUACAACAAGUACACGCCCCUCUUCACCACGUUCGCAGGAGUGUGGUCUGCUUUACUAGCUGGCGCAACUGAGUUGUCGAGCCCGUCACCUUCCAUACAGCCCUCGUUCGUCUUCCGGCAAACCGCGCUAUGCUUCCUCUCCGCCUACCUGUUCUGCGGCGCGGGGAUGGUGUGGAACGACUACGUAGACCGCGAGAUUGACGCAAAGGUUGCUCGAACGAAGGAUCGCCCGCUCGCGGCUGAGAAGGUCACCGUGACGGAUGCUAUGUUGUGGAUGAUUCUGCAGCUCCUCAUGUCACUUGCUCUGGUCCACAAGAUUCUCGAUGGGAAGGAUGUAUGGAAGCACAUGAUACCAGUCAUUCUGGCGUCCUGUCUGUAUCCGUACGGGAAGCGACCGAAUGCGCAGCGACUUCGUAUAUACCCACAGUACAUACUAGGCUUCACGGUCGCGUGGCCUGCGGUUCUGGGACGAUCGGCAAUCUACGGCCGACACCAACCGUUCGACUUCACCGUCAGCCAGUGCUUUCCGCUCUGCACGAUGGUCUUCUUCUGGAUCAUCUACCUUAACACGGCGUAUAGCUACCAAGAUAUUGUCGACGAUCAGAAGAUGAGGAUCAAUUCGUUCUACACCGUUGGCGGGCGAAAUUUCCACCGGUUCCUCGUGGCGCUGAUCAGCCCGAUCCUGAUCUGCCUCCCGUUGUACCUCAUCCGAUUUAGGUCCCUGUGGUUAUGGAUGAGUUGGAUGGGGGUCUGGACUGCCACGUUCUUCAAACAGCUGUCCGAGUUCGAUCCGAAAUGGCCGGCGAGUGGCGGAGGGGUACACAAGAGCAACUUCAUCUUGGGAGUCUGGACCAUCGUGGCCUGCGCGGUGGAGGUGCUCUUGAAGAACAAUGACACGGCACGCGCCGCCCUGAACUUUGAUGGAUACAUCCAUACCAAUGCGUCCGCUUGA
Molecule: messenger RNA, 1089 nt
Organism: Colletotrichum karsti
Lineage: Eukaryota; Fungi; Ascomycota; Sordariomycetes; Glomerellales; Glomerellaceae
Product: UbiA prenyltransferase
Exons: 3
Coding region: 1-1089 (362 amino acids)
Cellular component (GO): membrane
Molecular function (GO): transferase activity, transferring alkyl or aryl (other than methyl) groups
Source: RefSeq, a predicted model, not a curated record